This is a messenger RNA of Ramularia collo-cygni, 1371 nucleotides long. RefSeq names its product probable Methionine aminopeptidase 2 homolog MCYG_01113. Gene Ontology annotation, biological process: proteolysis. Bases 1 to 1371 code for a protein of 456 amino acids. The transcript has 5 exons. Gene Ontology annotation, molecular function: metalloaminopeptidase activity. The record is from RefSeq and is a predicted model, not a curated record. NCBI's taxonomy places the organism in Eukaryota, Fungi, Ascomycota, Dothideomycetes, Mycosphaerellales, Mycosphaerellaceae.
AUGGGAUCUCAGACACCAGAAGGAGAACGCCGCGGUCCGGAUGAAUCGUCCGGCCAGGCGGCAAUCGCCAACAUCAACCCUCAGCGACCAGCUGCCGCAAGCGGAUUACUUCACGGCGCACUUGAAGGGCAGGAUGAAGACGGAGAUGAUGGUGAUGAAGAUACCGCCGUGAAGACUGGCGACCAACCUAACAAGAAGAAGACCAAAAAGAGUAAGAAGAAGAAAAAGAAGACCCCCGGUGGGCAACAGACGACCCCACCGAGAGUUGCAGUCGCCGACAUCUUCGCCGGCAAGCCAUAUCCCUCUGGAGAAAUUCUCGAAUACGCCGUUAAGAACGACAAUCUCCAGCGUACCACUGCCGAAGAGACACGGCACCUGGCUGUGCUUGACAACAUGAACGAACACUUCCUGAARGACUAUCGCGAAGCAGCCGAAGUUCAUCGCCAGGUCCGCCAUCAUGUGCAAAGCAUCGCCAAGCCUGGAAUAUCCAUGCAUGACCUCGCUGGGGAGAUUGAGGACGGCGUUCGCGCACUGGUUGGCCAUCCCGGUAUUGAGCCCGGAGAUGCUUUGAAAGGCGGACUUGCCUUCCCCACCGGGCUUUGCUUGAACAACAUURCGGCUCAUUGGACUCCCAAUCCGGGAGGCAGAGAGAUUGUCCUUCAGCACGACGAUGUGCUGAAGGUGGACUUUGGAGUUCAUAUCAAUGGCCGGAUUGUAGACAGCGCUUUCACGGUUGCUGCCAAUCCAAUCUAUGACGACUUGCUGGCGGCUGUAAAGGCGGCUACCAAUACUGGCUUGAAGGAAGCUGGUAUCGAUGCUCGUAUGGACCACAUCAGUGGGGAGAUUCAGGAAGUGAUGGAGUCCUACGAAGUCGACUUGAACGGCAAAACCAUCCCGGUUAAAGCCAUGCGAAGCUUGACAGGCCACAACAUUCUACGCUACAAGAUUCACGGCGAUAAACAAGUCCCCUUUGUCAAGACUCGCACCUCUCAACGUAUGGAAGAAGGCGACAUUUUCGCCAUUGAGACUUUCGGUACGACUGGCAGUGGACGCACUCGAGACGAUAUUGGCGUAUAUGGAUACGGGCGCAAGGAUGAUGUCAGCAUUGCUGGUCUACACCAGAAGUCUGCGAAGAUGCUGUUGAAGACGAUCGAUGAGCACUUCGGUACUCUGGUCUUCUCGAAGCGGUACCUUGAACACAUCGGCGUGAAGAACUAUCAUCUCGGGAUGAAAGCUCUUAUUGCCAAUGACAUUAUCGAGUCCUACGGACCGUUGGUGGAUAUUGCUGGGUCGUAUGUUGCGCAGUUUGAACAUACUGUCCUGCUGCGGCCAAACUGCAAGGAGGUCGUCUCUCGCGGUGAUGAUUAUUGA